Eleginops maclovinus (Patagonian blennie) is the source of this 5147-nucleotide messenger RNA. RefSeq names its product LIM and calponin homology domains-containing protein 1-like. Gene Ontology annotation, cellular component: stress fiber. Lineage: Eukaryota; Metazoa; Chordata; Actinopteri; Perciformes; Eleginopidae. The transcript is spliced from 24 exons. The coding region runs from base 326 to 3499 and encodes 1057 amino acids. Gene Ontology annotation, biological process: positive regulation of stress fiber assembly; regulation of focal adhesion assembly. The record is from RefSeq and is a predicted model, not a curated record. Gene Ontology annotation, molecular function: myosin II head/neck binding.
UGCGCGGCAGCGGCCUCGCGCAGAGUCGCCUACAGGAAUCAUUAUUUUUAGCGCCUGGCUCGUGUUGCAGUGUCGGGGUCGCGAGAAGCUUUUCUCUCCAUCUCUGUACCACAGUUGGAGCUUGACUGUGUGCACGAGAGAGCUACGCAACGCACUGACUGCUAUGGUUCCAUAGACUGAGUGAAGUUACAGGGUGGUCGACGUUUGAAAGCGAGGAGGAGGAUAGCAGACUGACAGAGCGGGGAGGGGAGCACCAACACAUCUAGUCCCUGUACCACCAGCGUCCGAUACACACACCGGUCCCCGUUUAACAAACAGCCAGGAGAUGGCAAGCCCCACAGCAGGUCGAGAUGUCCCGGAUGCUUCUCCUCGGGACGAGCCGGAGCCGUCGGUACAGCCUCAUCCCGAACCAGCCUGUCUGGAGGCUCAGAAAUGGAUAGAGGCUGUAACAGGGAAGAGCUUUGGAGAAAAGGACUUCCGCAGAGGACUGGAGAACGGCAUCCUGUUAUGCGAGCUGCUGAGUGCGAUCAAACCAGGGCUGGUCAAGAAGAUCAACAGACUGCCCACCCCCAUCGCCGGGCUGGACAACCUGUCAGUCUUCCUGCGGGGCUGUGAGGAGUUGGGGCUGAAGGGCGCCCAGCUGUUCGACCCUGGGGACCUACAAGACACUUCCAUACGAGCUAACCUCAAGGACUCCGACUGCAACCGCAAACUCAAAAAUGUGCUGAACACAUUGUACUGGCUUGGGAAGGCUGCCAGCGGCUGCGCCUCCUACAGCGGACCUACUCUCAACCUCAAGGAGUUUGAAGGGCUUCUGGCUCAAAUGAGGGUGGAAAGUGAUGAAGGUGGCGACGGCUCACAGAAGCGCAGUGUGAGAGACAGCGGCUACGACUGCUGGGACUCUGAGAGAAGUGACUCACUCUCUCCACCACAACACACUCGUGACAACUCCCUAGACAGUCUGGACUCCUUUGGCUCCCGCUCACAGCACAGCCCUUCUCCUGAUGUGGUGAAUCGAGGCAACAGUGAUGGACGAGGCAGCGACUCGGAUGCUGAUGCCCCCAGCAGAAGGCCAGAUGUGCGGAAGGAUGACAUGUUGGCCAGACGGACAGCCAGCAGUGAAUCAAGAAGCUUCGUUCCCUUCAACCAGUUUCUACCCAACCGAACCAACACCAGCUGCUACAUCCCAGCUCCACGCCGAAAACCACAUACAGAGGAAGGAGAUCAGCGGAGGAUGAGCCGGAGAGUUGCUUUUAUGUCUGAGGACACUGAGACCGUGAGCAUGAGUGACAUAAUUAACGAGGAAGAGGUGGGACACUUACCGCCCCUGAGCCAGUCACGAAACGAGCGCAUGCAUGAGCAGCACAACAACUUUCAGGAAGACGACGACCACUGGCGAAACGACUUGGCUCGCUGGAAGAAUCGACGUCGCAGUGCCUCACAGGACCUGAUCAAGAAGGAAGAAGAGAGGAAGAGGAUGGAGAAAAGGAUGAAGGAGGAGGGAAUUGACAGCAACAAGAGGAAAAGCAUUAAAACCUACAAAGAGAUCCUAGAGGAGAAGGAGCGCAGAGAAGCAGAGUUGUGUCAGGCCUACAGGAAUGCAGCGACUCCAGAAGAAGCUGCCAUGGUUUUACAGCGCUACGCUCUUCGAUUCACCAUCAGUGACGCAACACUGGACAGCCUCAAACUGCCCAGGUCCACCUCAAAUAUCAAACAGGAACAUAAUCAGGCGGACAAGGAGAAUAAAUUGACUCCCACUAUUGACGAAACAUCAGAACCUCCGCACAAACCAGAACCACUUGUAAUGAAAGAGCAGAGGCACACAGAGCCUGAAGACAUGGAAACAAAAAUAACUCAACGAGAGACGUCUGUUUCGGUCUCCUCCAGCUCCACGUCAGCUGGCAGCCCCCUCAGCCCCGUCACAAUCUCAGAAAAUGUCCCCUCUCAGUCCCUAAAACUGAAUGAGCCUCGAUCCAAACCGACAGAGUCUCCAACCACUCAACAAAAACCUCCGACUUCAGAAGAAACAAAGCCUCAAACAAAUCACGCUCGGCCUCAGAUUGUUCAGGUGCAGCCUCAUACCACACAGCCCACAUACACACUCCCUUCCCCUCCACCUGUCUUCCCCCGACCCGUCCCCCUGCUGGCAGCAAAACCCUACUGCCAGCCCAGGAACACACAGUCCGGACACAAACCUGUCAAGAUGGACGGGUUGGUGCGAGUGAAUGGAGAUUUGCCGGAAGGUUCACCUUGUUCCACUCCACCUGCCUCUGCUCUGCCCUCGCCACUGAAGGUCAAAGAUGUUCCCUCAGAGAAGAAGGAGGAAGAAGUACUCUCCAAACAGACGGAGAAAGACGCUCCCUCAGAAAAAAUUUCCACCAAUCACGAGAAGGUUGAGCAUACGGCUUCUCCACAGAGAGAAAAGCCGACCACGUGUUUAGGCUCUGCCAUCAGCUCCCUGAUUGGAGGCAGAAACUCUACCACCACCACCAUUAUUGUGACCGAGCUCACACAAUCACAGCCACAUCACCCAGAUGUCCAAAGCAAUGGACAGGUCAACACUACCUCUGGGUUAUCCAGUCCAGUGGAGGAGAACAAGUCUCAGCCGACUACAUCAUCACACAGCAUGCAGGAUUAUUCUCCCACUGUCACAGAGGGUCUUGAGGAGAGCAGUGUGACUAUUGAGACCCCCAUGUUGAACUUGGCUAAACGUGUUAAUCACUGGGUCUGGGACCCCAAUGAGGAACGUAAACGCCUGGAAAGUUGGCAACAGGAGCAGGAGCGCCUCCUUCAGGAGCAAUACCAGAGAGAACAGGAGAAGCUGAAGCAGGAGUGGGAGAAAGCUCAGCUGGAGGUGCAGGAGGAGGAGAGAAAACACAACGAAGAGGAGAGAAAGAUCCUAGAGGAGACGGUGGCACCUUUAAACCCCACCAGCUUGUUAAACCAGCAGCCGCUCGAGACAGGGGCGACUUCAUCAGCUCCAGAAAGCAACGCGAUGGAAGAAGGAAGCGCUUCUCCACAGCAAAAUGGCCAAAGAAGGGAAGGGACCGACGACCAGCAUGUAUCCAAGCUGCAUUUUAUCCAGGAUUCCCCAUGUGAUGGUGAGCCUUCAAAGAAACAGGAACUAUGGAAGACAGCCUCUCUGGACCGCAACCCCCAGCUCAACCAGGCACAGUUUGUCAAAAGGUCUGAAUCACAUGAUGCUGUAACAAGCACACAGCAGGCCCCCCCUACAUCACCUCAGCCUCCCUCACCCAGCAGGUGUGUGAGUGGGAGGAGACUCUGUUCUGGUUGUUCUCAACCUCUGGGAAAAGGAGCUGCCAUGAUCAUCGAUACACUCGGACUGUUUUUCCAUGUACAGUGUUUUAAGUGUGCAGUGUGCGAAGGCCAGCUGGGGGACGCUACCGUAGGAACUGAUGUGCGUAUUCGAAACGGACUGCUGAGCUGUCAUGAGUGCUAUAUCGCAUCUCGAGGCAGAGGUCAGCCCACCACACUUUGAUGACCUGGAUGUGACCUGGAACCCCUCACCAUCCCCCGUCAGUGAUUCGCUGGAGAAGAAUUUUAGAACCUUCACAUUUGGGACUUUCUGGAAUACUCUGGAAGUUAUUGACUUUUUCCUGAAAUGCACACACAGCUUAAUGGAUGUGACUGAGAGCAAAAACUGGAUGGAAAUGCGGACUAAGUUAUAAAAACUGUGUGCUUAAUAACUGAACACAUGUAUACACUUUAUUUUAAUAUGUGUAGCAUGGAUGUAAUCAAGAAAUCAGUGUAUUUAGACCUUUAGCACAUCCAUAUCUAGCACAGUUAAAAUAUGGCAUUGCAUUUGUCCAUCAUUCCUAAAGCCAGCAAUAGGAGAUUUGCAGCACAGAAAUACAUACUUGCAAGUACAUAAAGUAAAACGGCAAACAAAGUUCUCAUUUCUUGAGACAAUUAUAAUAGUUGGUCAAAAUAACUUUCAAAACGUCACAUGUUGAAUUUGUAUAUCUUCUUUCAAAUAUAUUUUUUCUCUGCUCCAAAUCUCCCAAGUGUUUGAUCAGAAAUGAAGCACAAACGGCAUAUAUAGAUGCUAACAUAAGGAUCUGUUAUUGUCACAAGCUAACAUGUUGCGCUAGAAGCUGAACCACUACACAGUCUCCAAUUCCUGAUUCAUCAACCCUGCUUCUGCACAGAUCAAGUGACUGGAUUACCUGAAGUAGCUUGACCAUUAUAAUGCCUUACUCAUCAUAGUUCUCUCAUUCUUUUUGGGGUUUUGUGUUUACAGUUUUGCAUGAAUGAAGAACAUUAUAUAAGUUAUUGUGAGGAUUGCUCAGAUGGAGUAGUGUGAGUUUGACGUUGUUAUCGUCUCAACAGCUGAACUCUGACUUUCCUCUUGUAUGUUGUACAUCAUGAUAUUUUUGAAUUGCUUUGGGAAUCUGGCAAAACUUACACAACCCUUUUUCUCUUAUAAUUCAUUUUUACAGGAAUGAGAAUGCAUGUUAAUAAUUAUAUACUUGUUCUUUGGAUUUUUUAAAUAUUUUCCCUCUUAGAUGUUUUAGCCAUUGUUUAUUCUCAUAGACUGACUGCAUCCGAAUCAGUGCCUUAUGUAAUGAAAGAGAGAGCAUGUGUAUGUGCAGGAGUGAUUCACACUCACAUGGACCACUUGGUCUCAGCACAUUGUGUGUGUGUGUGUGUGUGUGUGUGUGUGUGUGUGUGUGUGUGUGUGUGUGUGUGUGUGUGUGUGUGUGUGUGUGUGUGUGUGUGUGUGUGUGUGUGUGUGUGUGUGUGUGUGUGUGUGAAAUAAUACAUGUAUAGGUUUGAAUGCGAUGUGUGAUUUGACUUGGAGCACAGUUCCAUACCAGCAAAAAACAUUUUAAAAGGAUUUCCUAAUCACCUGCUGUUCUAUUCCACCCCCCUCUCAUGAGCUAAACCAAUGAUUCAAUGUGAUUUGCUGCUUCCCUGUUAAUAAUUCUCCCGUAUAAUGACAGUUUCACAAAGCCCUAUAAUCUCUCCUCAUCUGCCUCUAUCACAAGUGUUGCCUCCCCAGAGUCUGAGCUGAACGCCUCUCUCCUCUGUUUGUCUUUGAAUGGCGUCUUCAUCACUCAGAGAAAGAGAGCGCUCAGUUCUUUUAUAGCAAGUGUAUGUUUAUCAAUAAAAUAUUUUAAAUGGGA